Owenia fusiformis is the source of this 3531-nucleotide messenger RNA. NCBI's taxonomy places the organism in Eukaryota, Metazoa, Annelida, Polychaeta, Sabellida, Oweniidae. The record is from the annotation of a GenBank genome assembly.
AUUUCAGCCUAUCAACGAGCCAGAAUAUCUUUCAGCAAUGGCGGCAAUAAAAAUUUUCAGUUUCAGAAAAUAAUACGUUUAUGCUAAAUGAUUGAUGAAUCAUACACUUUUUAACGUUUUGUUCAUAUCGCUGACACUGUGAACUUUCAAUGGUCCUCCAGCACCUUGCAGAAGAGCCAACUCUGGUUCAGGCAUGUUUCCAUGGUGACCCAGAGGAGGUGCGAUCUCUACUCUACAAGAAAGAAGAUGUGAACUAUCAGGAUGCAGAGAAGCGUACACCUCUGCAUGCAGCAUCCUACUGUGGGGAAGCUGAGAUUGCAGACUUACUCAUACUUAGUGGAGCUAGGGUGAAUACAAAAGACAACAAAUGGUUGACACCCUUGCAUAGGGCAUGUUGUUCCAGGAAUGAGGAUACUGUAGAGACAUUACUUAGGCACCAAGCUGAUGUGAAUGCUCGUGAUAAAAACUGGCAGACUCCGCUACACGUAGCAGCAGCGAAUAAUGCCGUAAAAUGUGCAGAAUAUAUCAUUCCAUUACUUACCAAUGUUAAUGUAUCAGACAGAGCAGGACGUACCAGUUUACAUCAUGCAGCUUUCAAUGGACAUAAAGAGAUGGUUCAGUUGCUCUUGGAGAAAGGUGCAACUAUUAAUGCGUUUGACAAGAAAGAUAGGAGGGCCAUACACUGGGCUGCAUAUAUGGGCCAUGUUGAGGUUGUCAGACUUCUUGUUAACUUUGGUGCAGAACUCAACUGCAGGGAUAAACAGAUGUAUACCCCAUUACACUGUGCUACAGCCAGUGGUCAAGUGAGUGUCAUCAAGCUGUUGUUAGAGCUUGGAGUAGAUGCUGAUGCUGUCAAUGUGUAUGGUAACACAUGUCUACAUGUGGCAUGUCUCAAUGGACAAGAUGUUGUCGUCAACGAACUAUUGCUCAAUCAAGCUACUAUAGAUUCAUAUAACCACAAACACCAGACACCCCUGCAUUAUGCAGCAGCCUCCACUCAUGGUGCAAUGUGUCUGGAAAUACUCGUCAAUGAGGGUGCCAACACUAAUGUUCAAUGUAAAGAUGGCAGGACUCCACUACAUAUGACAGCCCUCCAUGGUCGUUUUACCCGUGCACAGACUCUUAUUCAACAUGGAGCUGUGGUAGAUUGUGAGGACCAUGAUAACAACACUGCUCUACACAUAGGGUCAAGAUAUGGUCAUGAGUUGCUAAUGAAUACACUGCUCUCUCAUGGAGCUGAGCCUUUAAGACGAGGGGUAUGUGGUAUGUUGCCUAUACACCUAACAGCACUGAAUGGUCACCUUGAUUGCACCCGCAAGCUGCUUAGCUGUACAGAAGACUUUGAUAUAGAUACUCCUGAUGACCUUGGCAGGAGUUGCUUACAUGCUGCAGCAUGUGGGGGAAAUGUUGAGGUGCUAGAGAUGCUUUUAAGUGCAGGUGCAGGAUUCCACCUCACUGAUCAGGAAGGUCGCCUACCUCUACAUUACGCCUCAGCCAAUGUCAACUACCAAUGUGUGUUGUGCCUGGUUGCCAUGGGGGAGGGUCUCAACAUCCAGGACUCUAGUGGGUGUGCCCCAUUACAUUAUGCAGCAGCGGCCGAUUCAGACGCCAAGGUUGUGGAACACUUGCUCAGGAAUGAUGCUAAUGCCAGUCUCAAAGACCACAACGGUUACAAUGCAGUACACUAUGCAGCCCUCAAGGGCCAUAAAAUACCACUACAAAUGCUUCUAGAUGCAGCAGCCACAGAUCUUCUUAGUAGGAAGUCAGUGCAGUCUGUCUCCUCUCCCUUACAUCUUGCAGCCUACAAUGGGCACAGUGAAGCAUUACAAGUCCUUAUGAAUUAUAUAAUGAAUUUAGAUAUACGAGACUCUGAAGGUAAAACCGCUCUCCAUUGCUGUGCAGUACAGGGUCACACAGAAUGCUGUGAUACAUUGGUGACACAGGGCAAAGCUUCCAUACUCACAUACGACAACAUAUCAAAAACCACUCCAGUGCAUUUAGCAGCAAGCAGGGGGCAUACAGAUUGUUUAAAAGUGUUCAUAGACAACACAGAGUGUCUACAAGAGGUUUUAGACUGCACAGAUGAGCAAGAUAGAACGCCUCUGAUGUUCGCUGUUGGUAAUGGUCAUGUAGAUUCUGUACUACUACUUAUAAGCCAAGGGGCUAAUAUACAUGCUCGGGAUAUUUUUGGCAGGACAGCCUUGCAUCGAGGGGCAGCCAAUGGUCAUGAGGAGUGUGUAGAUGCCUUGCUACAUAAUGGUGCUGAUGCUGGGAGCAGGGACAUCAGAGGUAGAACCCCACUGCACCAGGCAGCAUCAGGGGGUCAUGUAGGCAUGCUGGGGGCAUUACUUCAGGUGGGACCUUCAUGUUGUGUAGAAGACAAGAAACAAUACACACCCCUGCAUUGGGCCGCAUAUAAUGGCCAUGAUAGCUGUGUUGAGUUAUUACUGGAGCAUGAUGAACACAUGGAAUUUAAAGGCAACUUGUUCAAUCCUCUGCAUUGUGCAGCGAUCAAUGGGAAUGAUACGUGUACAGAACUCUUAUUGGAGAUGAAUGGAGAAAAAAUUACAAAUACAUGUGAUAGUAAAAAUAGGUCACCCCUCCAUGCUGCAGCAUUCAAUGAUCAAUGUGAAUCCCUCCAACUACUACUAAACCAUGGGGCUGAUGUUAACAAAGCAGACUCCAUUGGGAAAACCGCACUCAUGUUUGCUGCCUCUAAUGGUCAAUGUGGAGCUAUAGAGAUCUUACUGGACAGUGGGGCAGAUGUAGGAUUAACAGAUGAGGAGAAGAACUCAGCGCUCCACCAUGCAUGUUUUAAUGGCCAUGAGAGUGCCUCCUUGUUGCUGUUGGAAAAAAUAGAAGACCCUGUUAUAGCAAACAUUACCAAUAUUGAGCUCAGGACGCCUCUGCAUAUUGCUGCAGGGAAGGGUCUCAUUCCUGUUGUUCAAACACUCAUCUCAAAAGGAGCCAGUGUUUUAGCUGUAGAUGAAAAUGGCUACACCCCAGCACUUUCAUGUGCCCCUAAUGCUCAAGUUGCCGAUUGUCUUGCUAUCAUACUAGCUCAGAUGAUGCCAUUCAACCCCAAUAACUCAUUCAAACCACCAUCCCGUAUCAACAGUGGUACUAUUAAUCUUGGUAGUUUAGGUGGUAGGAGUUUAGAUAAUACUGUUGACAGUCCUGGUAGUUUACAAGAUGGCAAGGAACACUCUGGGAGUGUACAGAGUUCAGAUUCUGAGUUCUACUAGCUGACAAUGGAGGUCUUCUUCACCCAGCAUGCAUCACCACUCAACAGGUUUAUCUAUCCCAGUUUGCAACAUGUCAAACAUACAAAGGAUAUUGAUGUGUGUUAAGCUAUCUCAGGUUUACAAUUCUGCUGGCCUAAAGUAUAGAAGCCCAUAGCAUAAUAACAGGAGCCUACCUUGCCCCAGAAUGCACUGCUACACACAUAUGAUAUGUGCCAAUUUCUGCAUGCAAAAUGAAACAUCUAAAUAAUACCUCUACGAUUGUGUUAUCAUUAUUAUGUCACCACCA